Molecule: messenger RNA, 1578 nt
Organism: Cyphomyrmex costatus
Lineage: Eukaryota; Metazoa; Arthropoda; Insecta; Hymenoptera; Formicidae
Exons: 3
Source: RefSeq, a predicted model, not a curated record
AUGACGAAAUUCGAUAGUUCUGGGAAGUCGAAGAACUCCCACAAUUAUCAUACCUUACUCCUGAGGAACAACGUUGUGAGGAACAUUCCCGAGCAACUCAUUCUCGUGACUCUAAUGGACGAGUUCCUACUGGAAUACGAAAAUCUCGGUCAUAUGAAGAAAGUAGACGAACCAGUCUCUGCUUCACAAUCAGUUUACAUCCCGCAUCAUGCGGUGAUUCGCGAGCAUAGCAGCACCACGCGGUUGCGCGUCGUGUUCAAUGCAUCUCAGUCGACAUCGAACGGAUCUUCACUUAACGAUCAUCUCAUGAUCGGUCCUAAAUUACAAACCGACCUUCGAUCGGUAAUCCUUCGAUGGCGACAACAUCGUUAUGUUUUCACUGCCGAUAUCGCAAAAAUGUAUAGGCAGAUUCAAGUCGAUGCGCGAGAUCAAGAUUAUCAGCGCAUCUUAUGGCGCUCUUCAUCAUCCGAAGCAGUGCAAGACUACCGCUUGCUUACUGUUACUUACGGUAUGGCGUGUGCUCCAUACCUCGCUCUACGUACGAUUCAGCAAUUGACGCAAGACGAAGGCGCUCAAUUUCCUCUUGCUCAAUCAGUUUUACGCAAUCAAAUCUAUGUGGAUGAUUGCAUCUUCGGCGCGGAUGACAAGCCGCUUGCAAGGCAAAUCCGCAAUCAAUUAAUUUCAUUGUUACAAAAAGGUGGAUUCCUCCUCCGUAAGUGGGCAAGCAACUGCCCUACGUUACUCAACAACCUACCGGUCAAUGAAAAGAGUCUCAGUCAAGGCAAAAUUCUGCAAAGCGACGAAAGUUUCAAAGUUUUAGGCGUCACGUGCCUUCCUGCUACCGAUACAUUUCAAUUCUCAGUCGAAGUUACAGCAACGAAAUGGUACAAUUAUCACACGCAGCUAAUAAAACUGCGUAAUAUCUCGUUGCCACGAUGGACUGCCUUCGGUUCUGAUACAAGUCAUUGUGAGCUUCACAGCUUUGCUGACGCAUCGUCCGUCGCAUAUGCCGCUGUCGUAUAUCUUAAAGUGAUUUCGCUCAUGGGAUCAGUUACUGUUUCGCUAAUAAUAGCAAAAUCAAAAGUCGCGCCUCUUAAGCCCUUGACAAUUCCACGACUCGAACUAUGCGCUGCUGCGCUUUUAGCACAAACAAUGUCGUUUGCUAGAACGACAUUAGAACUUUCGACAAUUCCAUGUCAUUGCUGGACGGAUUCAACCGUCACUCACGCUUGGUUACGCCAAUCUCCAUCUCGAUGGAAAACGUUUGUCGCGCAUCGCGUGAACGAUGUGCAAACUAUAAUACCUGAUGCCACGUGGCAUCAUGUUCCGACUCAUCAAAAUCCCGCGGAUCUAGCAUCCCGCGGAGUUACCGCUUCCUCGUUCGCGGAGAGCUCACUGUGGUGGCAAGGCUCCGAGUGGCUCAAGUUUUCUUCAAGUCUGUGGCCGAAUGAAUCUCGGCAAGAUUACGAUACCUUGCUCGAAAAACGUUCGACCAUCGUCGUACAAACUCUCGAUAUCGAAUCUCAAUGGGACUUAGCUUCCAGCUAUUCUUCAUCGCCGAAGCUUCUUCGCAUAACG